Messenger RNA from Girardinichthys multiradiatus, 1164 nucleotides. RefSeq names its product mediator complex subunit 10 (gene med10). The coding region runs from base 155 to 559 and encodes 134 amino acids. Gene Ontology annotation, biological process: positive regulation of transcription by RNA polymerase II. Gene Ontology annotation, cellular component: mediator complex; chromatin. The record is from RefSeq and is a predicted model, not a curated record. The transcript has 4 exons. NCBI's taxonomy places the organism in Eukaryota, Metazoa, Chordata, Actinopteri, Cyprinodontiformes, Goodeidae. Gene Ontology annotation, molecular function: transcription coregulator activity.
GACAAUUCUCAACAGCGAUUGGCUGGUUGCCGGCCGUAAAGUGCAGCGGCGUUCUAGUUGUAGUGUAGGUGGCAGUAAACAACGCUAGGUUAGUUGAGGGAUUUCCGAUACGUUGUUAUUAGUACAUAUUUAUUUGGUUUAAAAAAAGGUCAAAAUGGCCGAAAAGUUCGAUAAUCUCGAGGAGCAUCUGGAGAAAUUCAUUGAGAACAUUCGACAGCUGGGAAUUAUCGUCAGCGACUUCCAACCGAGCAGCCAAGCGGUCCUCAACCAGAAACUGAACUUCAUGAUAUCCGGGCUACAAGACAUCGAUAAGUGCCAAAAGCAGCUUCAUGACAUUAACGUACCCCUGGAGGUGUUUGAGUACAUCGACCAAGGCAGAAACCCCCAGCUGUACACCAAGGAAUGUCUGGAGAGAGCCUUGGCAAGGAACGAGCAGGUCAAAGGGAAGAUAGACACCAUGACGAAAUUCAAGAGCCUCUUGAUUUCUGAGCUCAGCAAAGUUUUUCCUGAGGAAAUGGCCAAGUACAGAGAUAUACGUGGGGAAGAUGGGCCUUCCUAGUGGCUGCAGCACAGAAGCAUUCUGACCAUCCACCUGUGACCUCUCCUGUAUGGAACGUCUGAAUGGAUUUCAUCAGGCUGUUUGUUCUGUGGCUGCCAGAAGCAUGUGAUCACUGCUUAUUAUUUCUCCUAAAUAUUGUGCGUCUCUUGCUGAUUGAUAUUCUAAUGAAUGAGGUUGUAUGUCAGAGCCGCACCCAAACUCUGCCACUCAUUACCUUUUUGUACAUUGAAACCUAUUUAAAACCAUUCUUAUUGGAGAAACAUAACUUUUUUUAAUGCCUUGGAUGUGUUGUAAGGGUGUGCAUUAAUUUUCUUCAUUCAGCUUUGAGUUUUACAGGCAGAAAUGUUUCAAGGCUCAUUUCUAAUGAAGAAUAUAAAAUAGACUGUCAGGUGCACAAACAGUAUAUUUAUACCUAUAUUUUUUUAUAAUGCUUCUGUAUCAUUGUGCUAAUUCAUAGGAUUUUGUAUCAAGCUCAGGUUUUUAAGGGCCACAAUUGAAUGGAAAUGUUUUCUGACGACAACUUUGUGCCUCAGCGUACAAUCUUUAUGCGUCACGUGUUUAUAUUGUAAUGUUUGUUAAUAAAUCCAUUUUUUUUAAUGCUGAAA